AUGUCUUCCGAGGCUUUCGACAACGGAAGCUCUGUUUUCGAUGCAGAUUUUUUUACCAUCAACGAUGUUUCGAUUACAGUGAUAACAAUAUCAACAAAGCUACCACUGAAUCUAAGCACCAACAAUUCUGACAGACUAGGGAUUGGAGCAAAAUUGGGUUGGAAAUCUCCUACUGAAGCCAUGCCGUGGGUGGGAUUGUAUAUUUGCAUAGCAAGUCUGGUUUGCACUCUUGCAAUGGCAGCUGACGCCUUUCAAGGCAUUAGACUAAAUGUGUUCCGAGUGGAGAAGCAAUGGAUCCAAAGGCUUCAGAUGUGGAAAAGCAGCCAUGUCUCUUCACAUAUCCUAGGACGCCAUUGCAAAAUGGUUUUUCAUAACAUCAAAAACAUGAUCUUGAACAUUUUUAUUGCAGUUCAGAUAACGGUUGUGGUUAUAUGGAACAUAAUAUGCCUCAUUCCCAUAACUUUUAUGAUCUUCCUAUGUUGUACUUACUAUUUCUGCAAGUCAUUAUUGAGAAGCUUUAAAGAAGAAUCAGAUGAAUAUAACAUCCAUAUGAGAUAA
This is a messenger RNA of Lactuca saligna, 558 nucleotides long. The record is from the annotation of a GenBank genome assembly. Lineage: Eukaryota; Viridiplantae; Streptophyta; Magnoliopsida; Asterales; Asteraceae.